GUUUAUCAUCAGCGAGGGGAGGGAGAUAGAGAGAUAGAGGGAGGCAAACUCUCCCCCUCUCUCUCAUUUGGCUUAGUGCACCCACAGACACACACACACACACACUCAGAGACUCAGUACAUUAUUCCAUCGUGAGCAGCCUGAGGGACGCAGGAAACAGCCGACUGUAUCCACUGGACCUGAACUACACCACAGGUUGCUGUCCAGAAUGGCGGGGUUGAAGGAGCAGCAGUUCACGGAGGAGAAGCCCCUGCUGCCGGAGCAGCGAGGGGCCGACUCAGACAUGCAGGACAAAGGAGGGGAGGCAUCGGGGGGGUUACCGUGCCCCGCUGCGCCCCCCACCAACCCCCCUCCCCCCAGCCGCUCAGCUCACCGCUGGCAUGUGAUCGCACGCCACUGGCUCCGCACGACCCGCAGUCGGGCCGGCGGGGUCAUCCCGGAGAGCUGUGAACAGCUGAUGCCUCCGGGGGAUUGGAAGGAACAUGAUGUUGAGACUCCUUAUGGGAUGCUGCACGUGGUGAUCCGCGGCGCGCCCAAAGGAAACAAGCCUGCCAUCCUCACCUACCACGAUGUGGGGCUGAACCACAAGCUGUGCUUCAACUCCUUCUUCAACAAUGAGGACAUGCAGGAGAUCACCAAACACUUUGUGGUGUGCCACGUGGACGCACCAGGGCAGCAGAUAGGAGCCUCACAGCUGCCCCCAGGGUACCAGUACCCCACCAUGGACCAGUUGGCCGGGAUGCUGCCCACUGUGGUGCAGCACUUUGGAUUUAAGAGCAUUGUUGGGAUCGGAGUUGGAGCUGGAGCUUACAUUCUGGCCAAGUUUGCUCUGAUCUUCCCUGACAUGGUGGAGGGUUUGGUCCUGCUCAACAUCGACCCCAACGGCAAAGGCUGGAUUGACUGGGCUGCCGGCAAGCUGACAGGUCUGACCAGCGCUCUGCCAGAUACUGUGCUGCCUCACCUCUUCAGCCAGGAGGAGCUGAUGAACAACACAGAGCUGGUGCAGAGCUGCAGGCAGCAGAUCAACAACACCGUCAAUCAGUUCAACCUGCAGCUCUUCUGGAACAUGUACAACAGUCGGAGGGACCUGGAGAUGAAUCGCAGCGGAGUGGUGCUCAACGCCAAGACCCUGAAGUGUCCUGCGAUGCUGGUGGUGGGAGACAACGCUCCGGCGGAGGAGGGCGUGGUGGAGUGCAAUUCCAAACUGGACCCGACCAACACCACCUUCCUGAAGAUGGCUGACUCUGGAGGACUUCCCCAGCUCACACAGCCUGGGAAGCUGACUGAAGCCUUCAAGUACUUCCUGCAGGGAAUGGGCUACAUCGCUUAUGUGAAGGAUCGGAGGUUGAGUGGAGGGCCAGUGCCCUCGGCCAGUAUGACCCGCCUGGCCCGCUCCAGGACCACCUCCCUGACCAGCGCCAGCUCGAUCGACGGGUCCCGCCCCCGCGCCUGCACCCACUCCGACAGCACCGAGGGGGUGGGCCCCGUCACCCACACCAUGGAGGUCUCCUGCUGAGGAGUCACAGAGAGAGAGGGUGGGAGGGUAGAGGGGGGGAGAGAGAAGAAGCAAGAUGGAGAUGAAGACACGACGGUGGGGUUUGAGAAUCAUGAGGGAUGAAGGUGUCUCUGUAGUCAAACAUGGUAGAUGGUAGAAGCAGCAACAGGAAGCCCUCUCUGCAUCUUCAUCCAACCAUAUGUGUUGCUACUAAAACCCCAACCACAACUUUUAAUGUCACUUAAAGAUUUAGGCAACUGUUUUCGUUGUUCUUUGUGUUUUCUAAUGGAUUAUUUGCCUGCACCACCCCCCCCCCCCCCAACCUCCACAAACAAAGGGAUGUAAACGAGUCAAUCCACACAGCAAUAUGUGUUAUAAGCUAUUGUUUAUAAUGUGAAAUGGGGAGUUGUCAGAGAAAGUGAAAGUGCAGGACAAAGAAAGGAAAACAGUGUUAAGCAUCAGUGUUUUACAAGCAGGGUAUUCUUCUGUUGUCGUAUGGAUAAAAAGUAAUCUCUCUCUGUGUUGUUUGUAACAAAUAGUUAUUUUCUUUAUGAAUGCGUGUCAGAGUGUGUGUCCAGAAUUAGACAGACAACAGAACACAGCCUAGCGUAGCCGAGUGCACCUGUAGUGCUUAGAGAGGAUUCUCUUUUAGUCUAAGAUCAUAGCUAGAGUUCACAAUGCAGAUAUUAAAGCUGCACUUGGUAAAAGUUUAUAUCCAAUUUACGCUGAAGAAAAAAAGUGCUUUCAUCAGCAUACUGUACAUGCGAUUCAGGCCACCAGUCAUGAGUUCCCUGAGACCACUUGAGGUGGAUUGGGUUUGUGUUUUCAGAUUUGACUACACAUGCUAAUCUGGGCUCUACAGAUUCUUACAAUUCAAUCAUGUUUUGUUUGAUGAAGAGAUAAAUCUGUCUCCUAAGAAGAAUUUAAAAGUGGUAUUUUCAGAAAACGCUCUGUUCCAUUUGGUCUGAUACUGAACAUAGUAUCACAUAUUUGAAGUUUAAAUAUUUCCUUCGUUUCGGCCCUUUGGAGCCAUAUUAUUGCUGAGUGCAGCUUUAAACUGUGUUUCACAUUUCUAAUCCAAUCCACUAUGUGAGUAUAGGCUAGAACAAAUACUAAUUAGUGUAUGUAUGUCAACGUGAAGGUUUAUCUUAACGCAUUCUAGUUUUUGAGCAGUGUCUAGUGUUAGGGCAUCAUUCAUUAGCAGCGUACAGUAUUAGUUAAAUAGAGCCAUCAUCAGUAUCUAACUCCAUUGCAGCGGUCCUGGCCGUAGUCGGCUCUUUGUGGUCUCUAACGUGACAAUCACACACUGACCCACACCAAACCAGACCAGGGGGGCCGAGGCCGGACCGGGCCCACCCACCCAGCUCGGGUCGCCACCAAAGAACUCGCAGCGCCCAGCCCUCUUAGUGGAUAUACCAAAGCUACCCCGACCCCACCACACACACACUAUCCAACCAGAAACAUAUUCCCAUGCACACACACUCAUAUGACACCUAUGUGGGCUUUGCUUUGUAAGGAACUACGUUAAAGAGUCAAACAUAAUGUCCAUCGCUAUAUGGUUAGAUUGUACUUUGAUGUGAUGUGUAAUCUCCCUCGUAAAGCACAUACAUAUUAGUAUAGUUUUAGAUUAGUCGAGCUGUGCACUGUUAUCUGCUGUAACACUGGACCCCCCUGUCGAUCAGUUUUUUCUGAUCUAUUUUUAUUGUGCUUAGUAAUGUACAGUAUGCAUCCACCACAGUCACAGUCUCCUGUUUCAACUUUUACAAAAGAAACCUUUGGUCCCCUGUCAGGAGGGGCGUAGGUAGCCUGUAAGGGGCGGGGCUAUCUGGAGCCAUUUAGGCACCAAGCUCAGAAUGUAGGGCAACCACCAGCCACCUUCAAAAGAAGAAACCCUUUCCCCUCAAAAACGCGGUGCCCCGGCUCUUACAGGCAGACCCAGUCGCACCCUAAAGGGCUAUCAGCUGAAGUCACUUUUUAAAAUGCUCGGAGUGUUUGUUGUGUGUCGUCUUUUGUUACCUAAACACAGAGAGAGAUUCUGACCUGAAAAAUGGGGAAUGAAUGUGAGAAGAAUGUGAUGUUGAUUAAGCUGAAGAGAUUAUUGUUGAAUCGUUUGAAAUAUCCAUGAAUUUAAUAGUUAAACUAUCCUGACAUUAAAGAAAAAAUUACGAGAAGAUAAACAGUAAGAAAGUCAGAUCAAGCGCCUCACACUGAAAAAACUGAAAUGUUGACUUUAAUUAAAUGUAUUGUGUCAACAGAUUUCAUAUGUCUGUAUUAAGUUAGUUGAACGUAUUAUAUUAAGUUGAACUUAAUUGUUUUAUUUCAACUUAAUAUUAUUGCCUUCAACUAACCUUUCAAUUUUUUCAGCGCAGUUACUAGACGUAUCCAGUCAUGUUUUCUCUCUUUACUAAGCUUUUCUCUGCCAUAUACACUUUGGUUUCCUCCUACACAACCUUUACCCGUACUGCCUGGGGGGCUCCUGAAUGUAUUUUGUCCUUUUUCAAAGUGCUGUACAGUAUUGCCAACCUACGCCUCUCAGAACCGCUCACCAUGUUUUGCAUUCUAUCCCUGCUUUUUUGACAUUUAAACCUGUUUAUGAAAACCCUGGUCUAUGAAUAGUGUGGAAGCUCCUGUCAGCUGGCCGUUUGAUCAGACCUUAGUUCUCCUGGCACUUGUAGAUACUUUUAUUUAUAGAGCAGGUUACCCGAACACUUUAACACUUCUGUAAUGUGAAGAAAACGUUUGUCUGUUCUUCUUUCCUUGGAGUUCCUUCUUUUUUAUAGGCAACCAUAGGAUGUUACUUCAUCUUGGUAUUAUGAUAUUGUGUUCUUCUAAUAUACUUCUUCAUUAUACUGCCAUUAUGGUUGAUUUAUAUUAAGCAAUACAUUUUAUUUUGUUGGUUGUUUCAUAUUGUGGGAGUCUUCCCUCUCGGUUAUUCUAUUCAUACCAGUACAUUGACUCUUACCUACUUUGCUGUCAUUCAGAUGUGUAAUGUAAGGUUUAAAAUAUGUUAUAUACAAAUAAAUAUAAAAAGUAAGCUGUCUCUGUCCAUGUACUGAUAAAGUAACAAGUAAGAAAUAAAGACUUUACGUCUAGAA
Messenger RNA from Trematomus bernacchii (emerald rockcod), 4590 nucleotides. It is a transcript of the gene ndrg4, whose product is annotated as NDRG family member 4. The transcript is spliced from 18 exons. Gene Ontology annotation, biological process: positive regulation of ERK1 and ERK2 cascade; signal transduction; brain development. The record is from RefSeq and is a predicted model, not a curated record. Gene Ontology annotation, cellular component: cytoplasm. Lineage: Eukaryota; Metazoa; Chordata; Actinopteri; Perciformes; Nototheniidae. The coding region runs from base 209 to 1516 and encodes 435 amino acids.